CUUUGGUGGAGCGCGGAGGUUUGUACCGUUUUGGGGCAAGAUUCUCCGCAAAUUGCCUCUGAAGUUCAUGUGUUCGCAGACAUCCAUAAUGGCAGCAUAAUGGCUCGAACGCUUCUUUCUGACGCCAGAUGAGAGGUACCAUACGGCCACUGGCCUUGAGAUAUGCAGCAAGGCCAUCGCAAUGGCGGUGCACAGCGCGAUGGCAAUCUUCGCAGGCUUCAAGCACGAGGAAGUGGUCAACUCCGCUAGCUAAGUCAUUAGCUGAAGCUAUAACGACAACAGGUCCUAUCCCUGUAGCGGCGUACAUGAGACAGUGCCUUACAAAUCCCCAUGGUGGCUAUUACACUUCGCGUGGUCAAGAGACGAGUAGCGAUCCGUUCGGCAAACAUGGCGAUUUCAUCACGUCACCGGAAAUUUCACAGAUAUUUGGAGAGCUGAUUGGUCUCUGGACCUUUGCAGAAUGGCGUGCCCAGAAGAUUACGAGCAAGGUGCAUCUAAUUGAAUUAGGCCCAGGAAGAGGCACGUUGAUGGAUGACAUGCUGCGAACAUUGAGGAAUUUCAAGCCAUUUAUGGGUAGCCUUGACAGGAUAUGGCUCGUCGAGGCGUCUGCAAAUCUUAGAGAAACACAGCGCCGUCUACUGUGCGGUGAGCAUGCCCAUCUUGAGACCUGCGAGGAGGGUUUCAAAUCCAGAUGCAAAUACGCUCCUGACAUUGAGAUUGUGUGGGUGGAGGAUAUGAAAUUCGUUCCACAGGACACUGAAGCUGCACCAUUUAUCAUCGCUCACGAGUUCUUCGAUGCUCUUCCGAUCCAUAUCUUUCAAUCCGUGGUUCCACGAUCAAACGAGACAACACCCAGCAUCACGACGUCAGCGACAGCUGUCUCUGAUCCAGCCAAGCAAACAAAAAAGACAAAGCCAAACGAAUGGCGCGAAAUGCUGGUCAAUCCUGUCUCUCCGUACGACGCUAUUCUCAAUGCCCGUGCAGAAAAAGCAGGACCAGCACCAGACUUCGAGCUCAUCGUCUCUCCUGCUCCAACACCGCACAGUCAGCUGCUCCCAAGACUCUCAGAACGUUACCAAAAGAUACUGUCUAUCACAGGUGCAAACAUAGAGAUCUCUCCCGAAUCGCAGGCCCUGGUUGCGGACUUUGCUAGGCGUAUCGGCGGUGCAAACCAGGGGAGCGACAAGAAGCAGCCGGCAGGUGCGGCAUUGAUCCUAGACUACGGACCUUCAGCUACUGUCCCUACCAACUCCCUUCGUGGUAUCCGGUCCCAUAAACCUAUUUCGCCAUUCGCCAUGGCAGGGCAGGUCGACAUAUCUGCCGACGUGGAUUUCCUCGGGCUCGCACACAGCGCACUUGACGCAUCGCCUGGGGUCGAAGUUCACGGCCCCGUGGAGCAAGCCUUGUUUUUGUCUGCAAUGGGCAUCAAAGAGCGUGCAGAUAUGCUGAUAGCAAAAGCGGGCGCAGAUGACGAAGUCAAAAGGCGGAUCGAGACCAGCUGGAAGAGGCUGGUAGAUCGGGGCCCAGACGGGAUGGGCAAGACGUACAAGGCCAUGGCUAUACUUCCUUAUUUUGCAGAGAGGGAAUUGAGGAGGCCUGUUGGAUUCGGAGGGGAUAUUUCAGUGUAGUUGCGCAUGUGACGAUUUGUAUGCAGAAAGAAUACCCACGCCAUGCUCAGACGCA
This is a messenger RNA of Verruconis gallopava, 1683 nucleotides long. RefSeq lists its product as uncharacterized. Gene Ontology annotation, molecular function: protein-arginine omega-N symmetric methyltransferase activity. The record is from RefSeq and is a predicted model, not a curated record. Gene Ontology annotation, biological process: mitochondrial respiratory chain complex I assembly. NCBI's taxonomy places the organism in Eukaryota, Fungi, Ascomycota, Dothideomycetes, Venturiales, Sympoventuriaceae. Gene Ontology annotation, cellular component: mitochondrion. The coding region runs from base 129 to 1628 and encodes 499 amino acids. The transcript has 2 exons.